GCGAUCACACCAGGAAUCCUCGUAUCAAGAACCCACCGAAGAGGAGGAAAAUCACUCUGACUCAACCCUUAGACCGAGAGGAAGACCUCCCCAGACCGUUACCUCGAUGCUUCAUGAAGGUGGAGUCAUUCGGGGGUAAAGAGAUGAGGAGAGCGCAAGAUGACACACAGAUGGAUUAUCUCACAUGCGCCAGGAUUGACCACCGUUCCUCUUUAACUCUUGAUCCCUGCUUUUUCUCCUCAGUGUGAAAUCUGAAAAUACUUUCCUGCACAUGUGGAGUGAAGCAGCUAUUGGACAGGUAGAUUGCUUGGUGCAUUUUUCUUUCAUUGUGCUGGAAUUAAGGAUUUUUUCCCAUGGCAAUCUUUCAGACUGGAUAUCAGUGAACUCUAUUUUUUUCUUUUCUGUUUUUUUUUUUUUAUUGAGCGCCUGGAAAAUAAAAGGGUAACACUGGAGCAGCCAAGAAUAGUCAACUUUAGCAAACAAUUUAGAGCGAUUACAAAACGUAAGGGAAGUGGAAAAACAGGUAAUCUUUAUUCAUUCAGACUAUUUUAUUGACUAUCUGAUCUUCAGCCUAACGCUUUAACAUUGGAGAAGAGAACUCAGUGGAAUAUCAGUGUGAAACACAUUGACUUGUUGAACACUAUCAAAAAUAAUUGAGAGGGAAAGAAUCUUAUCCAGGUGCUAAAUAAUUGGGACUCUGCAGGGGGACCACUUCGCCACGUCUGGACUGUGGAGGGCUCCCCUCCCUGCCCUCCCAGCCUUUUCUCGCCCCCAGCAGCAUGUCCCAGGCUCUGAGGCUGCCUGUAGUCCUCCACACAGCACACUACCAUGAUCAGAUGGGCUGCUGGAGGGAGUAAGGCUGCCUCUGCCUCGUCCUGCUCCAGGGUUGGGUUAGGGGCUCAUGCUGGGACCAACUCCAGACUGAGGUCACCAUCAACACUGCUUUCCUCCCUGUCUUUGCCUCUCCUGGUUGCCCUGGUGUUAUUUUCCUUCUCCCUACCAGGGGCGGCUUGCCAUCAGCCCCGCAGAGACAGACUUAGGCUCGCCAACCCUCGAACUCUCAGAGUCCCACUGAACAUUUCUGAGACUGAGGUUGUAUCUAGGUCCAGGGCCACUGGGGGCCCCCUGGGUCGGACUGGGGGGCCACAAGGCAGGCAUGUGCGCAGCUACAAUCAUCUCACAGGGGACAUGCGGAGGAGGAAGUUGUUCUCUUUCCAGAAGUUUUUCCUGAGGAUCGAAAAGGACGGAAAGGUCAAUGGAACCAAGAGCAAGGAUGACCCCCUCAGCAUUCUGGAAAUCACGUCAGUGGAUGUGGGAGUUGUGGCCAUCAAAGGGCUGAACAGCAACUACUAUCUGGCUAUCAGCAGGAAGGGAGAGCUGUACGGAGCGAGAGAGUUCGGUGUUGACUGCACCCUGAAGGAGCGCAUUGAGGAGAACGGCUACAACACGUAUGCAUCAGCUGAGUGGAGGAACAAGAAGCGGCAGAUGUUUGUGGGUCUGAAUGUCCACGGGAAGCCGCUGAGAGGGAAGAAAACCCGCAGGAAGAACACGGCCACCCACUUCCUUCCAAUUAUGGUGUGAACUGGGGGGGAUCAGCUGAGGGAAGGAGGAUAAGCAGCACUGGACAGAGAGGUUUUCAAUAAUAAAAAAGCUGUAAAAUAAAAACAUUCACUGAGAAUUCUCUCAUUUUCAAAACAAGGCACUAACACUGUUACACAAAAAAAUAUGAUAUCUGCUCCUGACUUUGACUGAAAUUGCAUACUUUAUUUAGUGGGAGAGGAUGAAAUCUGUGUUUUCUGUGGCACUGGAUGCAAUAUUUAUCCUUGUUUUCUGUGCCAAACUGUUUGCAACUGGAGUAUGUGUGUAAUGCGGACAACACAGGGGAUACUGUCCCAGCUAAUGUACUGCGGUAGAUGCAGAAGAUGUUAUUUAUAAUCCACAUUUAACAGCGAGACACCAGAUAAUCCGAAACAUAAAAGGCGAGAUGAGACUAGACAGGAUGAGGGGAAUGAUGGGUCAGUUCAUCACUACAGCAUGAAUAAUAGACGAUGCAACACAUUUAAAGCAAAUGUUUGAUACUUAACCACUGUGUUUUGACUGUAAUGUAAUGAUUUAUUUAUUUUUGUGAAAUAUUUAACUGGAGGGGAACACUUACAAGGCAAGCAUUCCUUUGCAUUCUUUACUUUUUAUAGGAACUCUUUUAUGUGAAAAUAAAAUACAAUUUUCUCCUCUGCAA
This is a messenger RNA of Eleginops maclovinus (Patagonian blennie), 2236 nucleotides long. RefSeq names its product fibroblast growth factor 10b (gene fgf10b). The transcript is spliced from 3 exons. Gene Ontology annotation, biological process: positive regulation of protein phosphorylation; wound healing; secretion by lung epithelial cell involved in lung growth. NCBI's taxonomy places the organism in Eukaryota, Metazoa, Chordata, Actinopteri, Perciformes, Eleginopidae. Gene Ontology annotation, molecular function: chemoattractant activity; growth factor activity; type 2 fibroblast growth factor receptor binding. The coding region runs from base 829 to 1581 and encodes 250 amino acids. Gene Ontology annotation, cellular component: cytoplasm. The record is from RefSeq and is a predicted model, not a curated record.